Molecule: messenger RNA, 240 nt
Organism: Brugia pahangi
Lineage: Eukaryota; Metazoa; Nematoda; Chromadorea; Rhabditida; Onchocercidae
Source: the annotation of a GenBank genome assembly
AUGUCAAUAAUAACAUUGAAAAAAAUUGGUAUUUAUUUUCUUCCGUGGCUAUUCUCAAUCGUUGUAAAUUAUUCAACAGCUACAGUUUUAAACAGAUUUUAUCACUUUGACAAUGAUGGUACGGUCGACGAUGAAGGUACUUCACAAUGGUUCUUCGCCAAACCAGCUUUUAUAAUUUCCAAGAAGCAAAUGAGUGAACGAAUUGUUAAUUCGUUAUUAAGAAAUGCAUGGAUUGGUUAA